Halteromyces radiatus is the source of this 562-nucleotide messenger RNA. RefSeq names its product endoribonuclease L-PSP. Gene Ontology annotation, molecular function: deaminase activity. The transcript is spliced from 5 exons. The record is from RefSeq and is a predicted model, not a curated record. Gene Ontology annotation, cellular component: cytosol. Lineage: Eukaryota; Fungi; Mucoromycota; Mucoromycetes; Mucorales; Cunninghamellaceae. Bases 34 to 447 code for a protein of 137 amino acids.
UUUUCCUCUCUCUCUCCGUCUUCUCAUUACACCAUGUUUGCUACUCGCGUCUUUUCUAGAUCUAUGUCUACCUUGACACGCGUCCAGACUGCCAAAGCACCUCCUGCCAUUGGUCCAUACGUUCAAGCUAUCAAAGUCAACGGCAUGGUAUAUACUUCAGGCUCCCUUCCAGCCGUUCCUGAAACAGGUGAGAUUGUUCAAGGUGGCAUUGUUGAACAAACUCACCAAUGUUUGACUAAUAUGUCUGAAGUAUUAAAAGAAGCUGGAACUGGAUUAAACAAAGUUGUGAAAACGACAGUGUUUUUAAAGGAUAUGAACGAUUUUGUUGCUAUGAAUGAAGUUUAUUCAAAGUAUUUUGAUCAACAUCAACCUGCUCGUAGCUGUGUCCAAGUUGCUCGUCUUCCCAAGGAUGUUGCUGUUGAAAUUGAAUGUGUAGCUUCCAAUUAGAACUUAGUUUAGAUGUAUUUCCUUUGAAUAGUACUAUUCUUUGUAUGCAUUUUAUGGAUUUUUUUUUUACCUAAUAAAACUUCGGAUGGUUUCGGAAGUAGUUUGGAUUUACUUU